Molecule: messenger RNA, 3203 nt
Organism: Hermetia illucens (black soldier fly)
Lineage: Eukaryota; Metazoa; Arthropoda; Insecta; Diptera; Stratiomyidae
Gene: Sidpn
Exons: 6
Coding region: 1044-2561 (505 amino acids)
Biological process (GO): regulation of transcription by RNA polymerase II; anterior/posterior pattern specification; regulation of neurogenesis
Cellular component (GO): nucleus
Molecular function (GO): RNA polymerase II cis-regulatory region sequence-specific DNA binding; DNA-binding transcription factor activity, RNA polymerase II-specific; protein dimerization activity
Source: RefSeq, a predicted model, not a curated record
UCGAGUGCCCGACAUGCCUGCCACUGCUCCUUGCUUUUCACCCUGAAAAUGCUCCAAACGCGGUACUCCAAGUUAUAGCCGUCGUAGUCGCAGGAACCACAGUCCCACAGCCACAGUCAGUAUCUGUAUCUUAAAUGUGGCGCGUUGUUAUAUGUACUCGUAGAUGUAGACAUCACACGCUAGCACGUCGUCUGCAUGGGAGCUUUUUGGGUUAGAAAGGAUCUGAAUCCGAUCCGUCGACUGAGGGCACAAGGUGGAAGAGUCAUAGAUAUUUAGUCAGUCCAUGGGACGACGUCGUGGCACUUGGACGUUCUCUUCCAAGUGAAAACGGUGAAUUACGAGCUACUGGCAGCACAUCCGUUAAAAAUAAUUUAAAGGGGGCGCCGCCGACAAGACCUCUUAAAGUGAUUAAGAGUCCCAUCAUCAGUCAGGCCUAAGGAUUCAGUACGCUAUCGUCACUUGGUCUGGAGUGUUUUCUUCAAAAACCAUUCAAGCGACAAAAUCGGUUAAUCGGUGUCAUGUGUGCUGGUAAUUAACAAUUUCUCGUCCAUGUCUUGUGUUAUUAACUUCUUGUCGGUAUCGGUUCAAGAGGUGGCACUCGCAUCCACCAACGGCAGGAUUACAUGUGCGGAGUUCAGAUGUUAACUACGUCCGUGAAGCUCUUCGUUAGGUUUGAGUGCAAUUAAGGACUGCAAGUGACAGUGAAGUAGUUGGUGGCUGUGCUUCGCGUUUCACCUCCUCCGUGUCAGUUUGGGAAGCCCAAGGAGCAGUGGUCAUUAUUGGGAACUCGCAUAGCGGCGUAUCAUACCCACAACGACUUGUUAGUGCAGUUUACCGCAUUCCAUCGCCACUAUUGCCACUGGGUGCACCCGUUGCCCAUAUACACAUUGCAAUCAUCCCCUUGAAAUCCUUGACUAUUGGGUUGACGAGUUUGUGAGCGGAAACCGACAGGUCGCGGAUGCAAUGAAAGUCGGUUGUUUAGUUCGAAAUAUAUAUAUGUGAAUUGAAUGUUUUGUGGCGCGAAUGGACAAAAGCGUUAGAAAAUGACGGCUAAGCGAGAAAAGGACUAUGCAAAAAGCAAAUCUAUCACAGGACUUGGGAUCACGUCCACAUCGUCAAUGAACUCAAAAAACUUCAGUUUCGUAACUUCAACACAAAACGUUUCUUCCAGCCAAGAAGCUUUAAAACGCACAAACAAACCGUUAAUGGAGAAACGCCGCCGAGCUAGAAUUAAUCAAAGUCUUGCUAUUCUGAAAGCACUGAUUCUAGAAUCAACAAAAUCGACAUCAAAAGGGACAGAUGGACAAACAAAGCACACAAAAUUGGAAAAGGCAGACAUCCUGGAACUCACAGUAAGACACUUUCAAAGACACCGAAAUCUAGACGAUCCAGCUGUAAAUAAAUAUCGCGCUGGGUAUACAGAUUGUGCCCGCGAAGUGGCGAGGUAUCUAGCGACACCAGAGCCUCCCCCCUUGCCCAGUAUGCCCUCGCUUUCAGAUCCGGGAUCUAAAGCACGUCUCCUGCGUCACCUAGACCAAUGUAUAGCCGAAAUUGACAUUGAGAUUUGCCCUCAUUCUACAUUCGCUGACAGCCCCUCCAGCAGUAAUUUCGAUACGAAUACUCUGAAAAAACCGAUCGAGGAUAAUUCAAUGGAUUACAGCAGCCAAGAUUCGAAUCCGAUUGACUUUAGUAAAAAUACGCGGGACCCUCAUGAAGGUCGAAGCAGUCAACCCAUAUCAUCAACUUCUGAAAUAAGUCUGCCAGCACAGGAUGAGAACAAUAACCGGGGGGACGAAACACGGCGAACACCACCCAUCAUUCCAGUGAACGUUGAAGAAUUGAUAGUAGCUAAUCAAAUUGCCACUACAUCGACUUUAAGAGACUUAAAUCGUCCUCAACUCGUAGAAUCGAGUAUUGACGUCAGAAAUAAGCCUUGUUCCACGUCUCCUUCAGAGUAUCGUUCACUCAAACCUAGUGACAAUGGCAUUCUCGUACUUCCACCUCACUACAUGCAACUCGCUGCAGCGCUCGGACUAAAUACACAAACGAUGCUUGAACCAAUCGUUUCAAGAUCCGACUUUGAACGGAUUGUGGAGCUCAAUCGCUCGCAGCAAAUCCCUCUUGCACCGGAUAGUCACGUUAAACCUGAAGUUGAGAACUUACCCCGACUAGGGGAACACCAUCAACCAGAUACCAACCAACCUGUGCAACCUGAAUUGAAUGAUGAAGCUCCUAUUCUACAAAAGGACAAUUCCGCCAACUCUCAGGACCGAGUUAAUAAAAUUUCUAACAUGGAUGUAGACUAUCAAGGAGAGCCAUUAGGAACAAAAACAUCACAGCAGGAUGUCCAUUAUCAAAGUGCUCUUGUACAAUAUCCUCAAGAACACAACAGAUCAUCACCUUGUACCCAGGAGAUUCCAAAGGUUACCGAAAAGCAGGAUCACAUAAACUACAAUGAGAACUCCUGUGAACAGAAUCAAAAUAAUCAAAACCUUCUUAAUCAACAAGAACAACGAGAACCAAGACCAUGUGGAACAGAUGACAUGUGGCGGCCUUGGUAAUUCACCCCUUUCAAAUCUGCAUUUUAACUCUGAAACGAAGAAUGGAGCGUUUCUUAAAAAUAUUAAAGAUCGCGGCAAUUGAGUAACUGUUUCUUGUUAAAUUGAAUAAUGUUAUGUUUAAAAUCAGGGAUUAUAAUUAGGAAUGUGCAAAAUAAUAUAAUUUUCAAACAAAAAAACAUAAAACGAUCGACCGGAUAUAUCAAUAACUAUCAUAAAACUUCGACCGAUCGCAUAAGGCAAAAGAAUAUUUAGGUGAAUGGAAAAAUACAACAGUAAAUCCGUUUCGAACUAUCAAUUACUGAACAAAAAUACUCCUUCUAGCUUUCCCCACUAUCGUGUCGCGCACAAAGUAAACUAUUGUUAACGAAGUUAUUUUAUAUUUACUGUGCCAAAUUACAUUUUAUUUUCGUGCAAUAAAAAUCAUUGAAAUAAUCGCUUAAGUUUAGUCUAAUAUUUAUUUAUUGUUAAUAAAAGCGUAAAGCAAUGAAUUAGCAAAUGGAAGCGGUAUCACAAGAUAUAUAUUGAUAAUAAAAGAAAGUGAACAAUGUACCUGAAUGAUUUUCUCUCAAAUAGAUUUAAUAAUAAAAUAAAAUUUGAAGUAAUUACAAUGUGAAGAGCUUGCAAAACGACAGCGAAUUCACU